UUUAGGUAUAUUUACUCCUAAGUAAAUAAAUCAUUCUUUAUAUAUAUUAGUAUUAUGUUUUACAUAAAUUAUUAUUAUACUUUAUCAUUAUUAUUAUUUUUUAUUUAUUUAUUAUUUUACUACAUUUAGUACAUUAUAUGUGCUUAUUUAAAAAAAAUUAAAAGAAAUUAAACUUAAUUAAAAGAAGGCCUAUCAAACUUAAACCAAAAAAAAAAAAGACAAAACAGUUAAAACGUUGUGUCCAUUGGGCCAAUUCUCUAAACUCAAAUCCUUUCUUAAAUUUAUCCGUAGGUGCGGUCAUACGGAACGCAGCUUCUCAAUAUUGAUAGGUGUUUCGUAGUUUGCUUAGUACGUGAAGGUGCGUGCUUUUGUUUGCUUAUUCUUAACUGUGAUUUUGAUAGGAGACCCGUGGUUAAACAGGUCUAUGUUAGGAGGGGAAAGGGAGUUAGUUAGUUAAUAACUAACUGAUAAUAGUCUGUGGGGACUGUUAUAUUGUAUAAAUAGGAGGACAUAAGGGGAGAGGGGUGUGGAACAAUAGUGGGCACUCUUGAAUUUGCCUAGUGUACUGAAUCCGAUUGAAUGUUAUCGUGGCUCAGCAAGGGGGUCAAUAAAAACCUUGCAGACAUCCUUUUUUUUUUUUUUGUUCCAUCCCUUCACUUCUCUCUUUUUACCAGUUGAUUCUAUCAACUAGUAUCAGAGCAGUUACGAACCUGAGGCGAUCAAGGAUGGAAAAGAAAAUGGAGUUCCGGUUGGAGCAGGUGUAAAAGGGCUUGCAGGACAUACAGAAACUCUUGGCGGAGGAAACUGAAUGGCGGCGUAACAUCGAGGGGGCGAUGCGCGAGAUGCUGGAGCAGUUGAAGGAAAUGCGAGUGACUAUGGGGAUAGUGGGAGGUAACGGUCGUGAAGGGGACGAAGAGUCUGGGGCCCCAAGAACGGAAAAGAAUGGGUGAAAGUGGCGAAACCUGGAACUUCCGUUGUUCCAGGGGGAUGACGUGUUGGGAUGGGUCGGAAAGAUGGAGAGAUAUUUCAGAUUGAAGGGGGUAUGGGAGGACGAGAAGGUGGAGGUUGCUAUGGUGGCAUUGCAAGGGAAGGUGGUGGCGUGGUUUCAAUGGUGGGAAGGCAGAAAUCAAAAUGCUUCGUGGACGGGGUUCAAAGGGGCAUUGUUGAGACGAUUUCAGCCCGAGGUGGUACAGAACCCUUUCGAGGUGUUGUUGGGCCUUAAGCAGGAAGGGAGUGUAGUGGAUUACAUUGUGAUGACUUAGUUUCUAUCAUAUUAUUAUUUAUUUAGAUUGAUUUGGAAAGUGAUACCAUCCUCUUUUUCUUGUUUUGUUUGAAGCCAGCACCUUUGGCAUGAUACAGGUUAGCAAAUAUGAGUGAAGAGUCUGAUUCUAAAGUAGAGUUAGAGGCUAUGGAUCUGUUGAAUCAGUUGGAGGAUAUCCUCGAAUCUGAUGCUCUAAUUGACGAGUUGGGAUUUAUUCAUCCAUCCCAAUUUGCCUUGCUAAAUGAAGAAUCAGACAUUUCGUCUAAUUUAUCUGAUGGGGCUAUGAAUCAAUCAGCAGACAGGGUAGCAAGCUCUGAGGAAUCUUCCAAACCAAAAAACCUAUAUUUCUGGCACAGAGAUCAUAAAUUGGGAAUUUCAACUAAUGUUAUUCUACCGCUAUAUAGAGCUGCUAAACAUGUGUUUAUGACUACAAUCAAAGAAUACAAGAUGUGUGACAAUCAAUCUGACAAAUUUGGAAAUUGUUUAACUGCUUCCUCUUCUUGUGACCAUCUUGAUAGUAUACUUCUGAGACACAGCAAGUCUCUUCUACUGCUAAGCUGUGAUUUUAUCACUGCUUGGAAUCACAGGUUCUCCUCUUAUCUGUUAAUAUUUUUUUAUACUUCUUUUGUUGACAUCUAUAAGUGAACAUCAUAACUUGAC
Molecule: messenger RNA, 1921 nt
Organism: Cajanus cajan (pigeon pea)
Lineage: Eukaryota; Viridiplantae; Streptophyta; Magnoliopsida; Fabales; Fabaceae
Source: RefSeq, a predicted model, not a curated record